AUGUUACUCCUUUCUCCCGUCUUUUUGGGAGCAGCAUUCUCUGUCCUAGCUUUGACGUAUGUCAUUCGCUGCGUCCUGUCCCCGUUGUGGAAAGUUCCCGGCCCGAGGAUAUCCGCCUUCACUUCCCUCAUUCUGAAAUGGCAUGAACUACAAGCAACCAGGACGAAGUACAUCCAUGCGCUCCACCAGCAAUAUGGACCGGUUGUCCGAGUCGCACCAGACGAGGUCUCAUUUACAUCGUACGAAGCCGUCAAAGAAAUUUACUGCUCUGGAGGCAGCGGUUAUGACAAGACGGAGUUUUAUGACUUGUUCAAAGUCUAUGGACGAAGGACUAUGUUCACAACGUUGAACAAGGAAGAUCAUGCGAAGCGCAAGAGAAUAAUUGCGGACCGCUACGCAAACAGUAACGUCCUGCGACCUGUACCUCUAGGCGGAAUUCAGGAGAGGUCACAAAAGUUUAUCAAGUUGUGCGAGAAGUCCGUUGGCAAGAGCCACGACAUAUUCAUGAGUCUUCACUCAUACGCCUGUGAUUGCGUCACACAUCACCUUUUCCAUCCGUACGGCAGUAAUUGCCUCGAGGACGAGGCGGACGAGGAAAUGAUGCACCAGGUUGCUGCUGACGACAGCCUGCAAAACCGCCUUGUUCAGCACUAUAGUCCCGCGCUGCACAAGCUCCUCUCUCGAUUCCUGUACUUCUUCGCCAAGCCCCGCGAGACGCCCCUCGCCGACACAUUUGUCAUCGAGUCCAGCAAAAAGCCCGACCCGGCGGCCUUCACGCUCCUGAGCCGGCUCCACGACAAGGCGGGCCAGGGACUGGACCAGCUCGACGUGGCGGGCGAGUGCCUCGACCACAUGGCGGCAGGCAUCGACACGACGGGCGACGGGCUGUGCUUCCUCAUGUGGGAGCUCUCGCAGCCGCGGUCGCUGCGUUUUCAGGAGACGCUGCGACGCGAGCUGAGGGAGAACCCGGGGGUCGCGUUCGACAAGUUGCCGUUGCUCGAUGCCAUUGUGCAGGAAGGGUUGCGGUGCUUCCCAGCUAUCCCGAUGUCCCUGCCGCGUUAUGUGCCCCAGGGCGGGCGGGUGAUUGACGAAUAUGCCAUCCCGGGGAAGACUACAGUCAGCUGCCAGGCGUAUUCCAUUCACCGCAUCAACGAGGAAGUGUUCCCGGAGCCAGACUUGUUCAACCCUGAUCGGUGGAUGGAGCCAACGGGUGACGCUGAGAGGAAGCGGCUCAUGUUUGCGUUUGCCAACGGAGGCCGGGGAUGUGUUGGCAAGCAUCUGGCGCUCGCCGAGAUGAAGACUCUGUUGACGGAUAUUUACACCCGUUACACGACGCUUCCUGAGACGUCAAUGGCGGAAGAGUCGAUGGCCAUGUCGGACCAGCUCAUCUCCUCGCGACCCCUAGGGCAAAAGUGUUUGCUGCAGUUUGUUCCCGGUAUGGACGGCAUUGUUGGCACAUCGCGUCUGGGCGUUUCUAAAGAUUUCGUGGUGAUUCGUGAAUCUUGCUUGGCCAAGGCAAACUGCAAGUCGAGUGAUGACUUGCAUGGCAACGACUGGCUCGGCUUUAUCCACCUGAUGGCGAAACGGGGAAUUCCUAAAACCCAUGUUAGCUUCCUUGACCUUUCCCGCACAAUUGCGGUGCGAAUUGCGCUUUCUCGAAAAGCGGGAAAGACCGUUGAUUGGCCCGUGCCCGGCGCGGAGCUGUCGCGGGUUUCCCCCUUUAAAAUGCCAAUGGAACCAGGAAACGGCGCCAGGCCUUUAGGCUUUCCCACCCCUUCGCUGUCUCAAGGUGUAAAGAGCACAGAGAGAGGAAGAGAAGGCAAGAUAAUUGGGGUCGCUGUUGUCUCGAUGCCUUCACAGCAACAAAAAAAAAUCGAGGCCAAAGUUCAAAGAAAGGUCAGGAAACAUGCAAGGCAGCAAGUGGAACUGGCGGCCCAGCUGCGUGUUACAUCCUGGACACUGGACUGGCCCGGUGGUGCCGCGGGGCAGGCGAACGAGCGAACGACAACCUCAAACUCGGAUUUAAGGCUCGCUGCUUGGGGUUCUUUGAGUGGUGGCGCAACUCUGACAGGCACGAGGCAAGGGCCCGCCAGACUCCCCGCCGCCCCCAGCGCCCAAACCUUGAGCAUUUCUUUCUGGGACUUUUCAUGUGUUUCCGAACUUCCUGUCCUGCCGCCGCCACCUCUACUCCGUACUACCACCAAGAAGGCCACCACCACCACCACCCUCCGACUCCACCUCAGCCUUUUCCAAAACUCUGCGCUCACUGCCCAGUCAUCUCCGUUUUCUCCUCUUCCCACCACCCACAAGAAAAAAACGCACAAAACCCUCCGCUCGGAGAUCCAUUCGAGCACAUCUCGCAAUUAUCUUAAACCCACCUUUUCGCAAUCGCAGUUCACCGCCCUGCUUAGGCAUCUCUGCAUCCUCGCGUCCUCCGCGAACGUCGCCACUUUCCACCACCACCACCCAACACCCCGCCAUAAACAACCACAGUUUCGUCAACAAUCGCCAGUAGCAUCCUCUCUCGCCGCGUUCCCGACCACCGAGUCUUCUUCCGCGAGAGUUGAACAUACAACACCACCCUCACGCGGUACAAGCCACAUAGCAGUUUAUGUAUCAGCACGACAAUACCACCGUCUUCAGACACUUCGUCCCCAAGCUGCAAUCAUUUCGCAUAGCGAAACCUUUCCACCUACUACCAAUAUCGCAAUCAUGGCUUCCCUCAUCAACGUUCGUCGCGACGUCAAGGACGCUUUCUAUCGCUACAAGAUGGAAAAGAUCGUCACCAAGAUUGAGGGCAAGGGCAACGGUAUCAAGACCGUUGUCGUCAACUUGAGCAGCGUCGCUCAGUCUCUCGCCCGUCCCGGUGCCUAUGUCAUCAAGUACUUCGGCUUCGAGCUCGGUGCCCAGACCAACGUUGACCCCGCCGACGACCGCUGGAUUAUCAACGGUUCCCACAAUGCCGCUAAGCUGCAAGACCACCUCGAUGGCUUCAUCAACCGUUUCGUUCUCUGCAAGAAGUGCAAGAACCCCGAGACCGACGUCAACAUCAAAGAUGGUCGCAUCCUCCUCGACUGCAAGGCCUGUGGCCAGCGUUCCGAGGUCGACCUCCGUCUGAAGCUUAGCGGUUAUAUCCUGAAGAACCAGCCGAAGAAGGGCAAGAAGGACAAGGCCGAGCGCAAGGCUGCCCGCCGCGCGAAGGCCAACGGUACCAAGGAGAACGGACAGGGAAGCGGAAGCGGCGGAGAAGGAUCCGACAACGGCUCCAACGACGCCGACGACCAGGAUGUUGGUAGUGAUGACGAGUUGGAGAAGAUGAAGAAGGAGGCUCCCGAGAUUGACCAGUUUGAGACCCAGGAGCACGAGUGGGCCGUCGACAUGAGCGAGGAGGCCGUCAAGGCCCGUCAGGCUCAGCUCCCCGGCGAGUUCAAGCAGAAGCUCAACAUGGGCGAUGACGAAGACGAGGAUGGCGAGGCCUCUGGCAGCACCGUCUACGACGAGUUUGGCACCUGGAUCCAGGAUGAGGCCACUGCUAAGGGCAGUGUCGACAAGGUCGACUCGAUUGACAUCUUUGUCAAGGCCAAGGAGCUUGGUAUCGAGACCAAGCACCGCUCCGUUUUGGUUCUGGUGCAGACCAUCUUCGACGAGAACAUUCUCGCCCAGAUCCCCAAGCGCGCCGGCAUGAUGAAGCAGUUUGUUACCUCUGAGCGCCACGAGAAGGCUCUCCUCGGUGGUACUGAGCGCCUCAUUGGCCAGCUCGCCAAGGAGCACCCCGACAUCUUUGACAAAGUUGUCAAGAUCCUCCAGUUGUACUACAACCACGAUCUCCUCAGCGAGGAGGUCGCCGUCAAGUGGGGUACCAAGGCCAGCAAGAAGUACACCGACCUGGCCACCUCCAAGAAGGUCCGCAAGGCCGCCGAGCCCUUCAUCAAGUGGCUCGAGGAGGCCUCGGAGGAGGAGUCUAGCGAGGAGGACGAGUAA
Messenger RNA from Colletotrichum lupini, 3981 nucleotides. Its product is annotated as cytochrome P450. The transcript has 18 exons. Bases 1 to 3981 code for a protein of 1326 amino acids. Gene Ontology annotation, cellular component: cytosol. Gene Ontology annotation, biological process: translational initiation; formation of cytoplasmic translation initiation complex; formation of translation preinitiation complex. The record is from RefSeq and is a predicted model, not a curated record. NCBI's taxonomy places the organism in Eukaryota, Fungi, Ascomycota, Sordariomycetes, Glomerellales, Glomerellaceae. Gene Ontology annotation, molecular function: translation initiation factor activity; monooxygenase activity; eukaryotic initiation factor eIF2 binding.